AUGCUGGCCCUGGGGGGCCUCUUGGGGGCCCCCCAAGUCACUGUGCAGAUUUUGCUGACAGCAAAUAGUGCAGCAGCGCCACAACUUUCCUGCAGACCUGCCCCGGCGGGCGGAGGCUUUGCUGGCAGCAGCAGCAGGGGCCCCCAGCAGCAGCAAGUCGUUUGUGGGCCCUGCAGCAGCAGGUUUGGGGGCCUGCUUCUCGCUGCCGCCGCAGCUGCUGCGGGCGCAGCAGCAGCUGCUGCAGCUGCCGUUCUCGCCGCAGGCGGGGAGGAGAUCCACAAGUCGCUUGCUGCAGCGCAGCAGCAGCAGCGCCAGGCGCUGCUGCCGCUGUCUGCGCACGACUACGAGCUGCUGCAGCGGCUGCAGCAGCAGGAGGGUCCGGGGGCCCCCCCGGCGAAGCAGGCAGCUGCUGCUGCAGCCCCCCCGCCGCCUCCGCAGCAGCAGCAGCAGCAGGUGUCGGACUCCGCGUCUCCCGGCACCCCGGAGCCGCAGCAGCAGCAGCAGCAGCAGCAGGCUCUGCAGGAGCAGCCCGUGCAGGAGGAGCAGCUUCUGGGUCGCGUGGCGGCGGCGGCCGCUGCAGCAGCGACGGAAGCCGCCCGCAGCAGCAGCAGCAGCAGCAGCAGCAGCAGCAGGGCCCCGGCGGAGCUGCUGCCGGUGCUGCAAAGCCCGCUCUACGAGUGCUCGCCCUCCAUUGCUGCGCUGCAGCAAAUGAGCCAACAAGAACUCAGCAGAGUCCGCGACUUUUCCAUUUCCAGAAAAGGAUUUGGCAGCAUUUUCUUUCCGGGACAUUCCGACCUCCGCGGCCUCAACCUCGACCUCGUCGUCCACAUCGGCGAGCUCGAG
This is a messenger RNA of Eimeria tenella, 843 nucleotides long. RefSeq lists its product as uncharacterized. The transcript is spliced from 3 exons. Gene Ontology annotation, biological process: post-transcriptional tethering of RNA polymerase II gene DNA at nuclear periphery; RNA export from nucleus; protein import into nucleus. The annotation marks the transcript as partial. Gene Ontology annotation, molecular function: structural constituent of nuclear pore. The record is from RefSeq and is a predicted model, not a curated record. Gene Ontology annotation, cellular component: nuclear pore cytoplasmic filaments; nuclear pore. Lineage: Eukaryota; Apicomplexa; Conoidasida; Eucoccidiorida; Eimeriidae.